AUGUCAGGAGCGCGAAACGAAGUGUCAGCUUUCAGUGGCGCUCACCUGUUUGACUAAGCGUACCUGUCGCGAACUUGUAAGGUUUCUUCGUACUCUACACCUUAACACCUUAACAUGGACGGUUUUUGGACAGACAUGGUGCUCUAAAGUCAUGUUGGUAGGUUGCAGCCUUGAAUAACACUGUGGUGAGGCUUCAAUACAGAAGGAUGUGCGUCGACAAAUCUCUACAGCUGUGAGCAGGUGGUAGUGUGUUGAUUCUUCUCAGGACUGAACUGCAUGUAGAGGAUGGCAGACUUAACUAUAGAAGAUGGCAGACUUAACCAUUGCGUAGGCUUCAUCUGAUACACACCAUGGAUGCCAUCACGGGAAAAGCGGGACUGGAGAAAACUCUCUCGGAGUUGGCGCUCGCCCAGAAGAAACAGCUGCCCCUGCGACAACAAACAGAUCGUCCCCUACUGAAGUACCCCUUGAACCACACAGUGAAGGUGCAUUACUCACAACUUCAGGGGCAAAAAGGAGUAAACGCCGCUCCGCCGAACGGUGUCAGCUACAGGGUUGGCUCUCUCGCCGGUACAAACGCAAACACAAACACAAAAUCCUCACCAACAAAGGGGACAUCAGGAAACCCUUAUACAAGGCCAGUCAGUGCAAAAGAUCUGGAAGACCCAACAAGUCCAGACAAUAGAGGGAUGAAAGCUACGAACUCUACACCAAACAUGGUGACUCCAGGCAGGCCAGCUGUUAUACCUAUCUCUGGUGCCUUUAUACGCCCCAGCAGUGCCAAAAUGCAGCUACAGCCAAAACCACCAAGUCAAAAAACACAAGCUAACCGCGUGUCUCCAAGCGGUAAAGACUCAUCAGCUGGAAAUAGUCCUAGAACAUCGUCCCAGGGCUCUAUGCCCAUCAGUAGAAGGAGCUCGCAAACGGGCCAGCAAUUCAACUCUGGUUCUCCAAACUCAAAGGGCAACUCCAGACGAAACUCUAACACAUCUCUUGUUAGUUCUGGUCUACAAAGCUCCAAUUCUCCUUCUAUCAAGGAGAACCAAAGUCAGUCCAAUAGGACAUCGCCCUUAUCCAACAAGUCUUCCAGUACUGGAACUUCACCACAAGGAAGGGUACAAGAUUCUAGUGUAAACAAUGGUGCCUCCUCUAUGUCCAAUGCUGCUAAUGCAAGGAGGAGGUUAUAUUCUGAUCCCUCUCCAGCAACCAAAAACAAGAUGGACACAAACCCCAUCCCACAGAAAAACUUCAUCCUAGCUAAUCUCAAUGCUGUCAGAAGUAGAACAACAUUCAGCAAAGACAAUACUAGUGCUAGUAUCACAGCAAAUACCAAGCCACCACUGCCACCCAAUGGUAAACCAAAGGUUAGUCCAAACGCUGCCGUUUUGAAGAACAAACCAGUAAACUCCAGUGCUGCUAACGUGAAAACAACUGGAGUAGAAACGAAGACUACCAAACCUAACAUUGUGAGAAAGCAAAGCUCAGGGACCAUUGGAGUGAAGGGAGAGGGCUCACAGCCAAGCAGUGUGAACAGUUCACCAAGGGCUAAGAUUGCACCAAACUCACAGCUGAAUUCAAAACAAGACAAGGCACCAUUUGGGAAAAGUUUGCAAGGAGGCAAGACAUCAGGGACUAAGAAUGUGGAGAGAGAUUUUGGGGAUGGUGCAGUCUCUGCACCUAGGAAGGAGGUGGAGCCAGUGACCUUUGACCCUGAUGACAUGGAUGAUGAGUGGAGUGAUGUGGAGGAGGGGGAGGAAAAUGAGGACUCCAUCUAUGAGGACCCAGAAGGGGAGCGGUUGCCAGGUGAUGGGUGUUCUACAGAAGUGGACGAUGAAGAGGACAUGAUCGAUGACAUCAACGAUGAUGUUGGGUCAGACGAUGAUGACGUGCUGUCAGUCUCCAGCUCUGCCUCCCAGCUGUCGCUGGUGGAGCGUACUGCCUCGGCCCGCCCGGCGCUUGUCGGGGAGGAGAACAAACAGGGUCACCUGGGAGGGUCGGACGCUGACAGACUCGCCCUGCUCACCAGGUCGUCCUACAGAACUACAUCUGCAGAGGGAGCAUUGGAGAUGAAACCUCCUCUCAUAGCCAGUCUGUUCUCCAAUGUCUCACCUGUCAUCUACUUUGGCACGGAUGCAGAGAAGAUUGCACCACUGCCGUAUGAGACCAGGAAGCUGCUGAAGUGGAGACUGAGCACGAUCACUCCUAUUGUUGUGAAGAAUGUCCUCGGCAGGUCGCACUUCAAACUAACCAAAAAGGGAAAUGACUGGCUGGGAUACUGGGGCAAACAUAUGAAGUCUAACGGAUUCCGGAGUGUUCGAGAAUUCCAAAAGGUAAACCACUUCCCCGGGACGUUCCAAAUCGGACGCAAGGACCGACUGUGGCGGAAUCUGUCCCGCAUGCAGGUGCAUUAUGGGAAGAAGGAUUUCAACUUCUUCCCGUUGACCUUUGUGCUGCCCUCUGACUUCAAACAGCUGAAGAGGACAUGGGAAGAUGGCGGCACCAAGCAGAAGUGGAUCAUCAAGCCGCCUGCGUCAGCUAGAGGUAUUGGUAUCAAAGUAAUCCACAAGUGGAACCAGGUUCCUAGGAAAAGGCCAGUCAUUGUGCAGAGAUACUUGUCCCGUCCCUACCUCAUCAAUGGCAGUAAGUUUGACCUGCGGUUGUACGUGUAUGUGACCUCAUACGACCCCCUCCGUGUGUACCUGUUCCAAGACGGGCUCGUGAGAUUCGCUACCUGCAAGUAUUCCUUCUCCAUGAAGAGCUUGUCCAACCGUUUCAUGCACCUGACUAACUACAGUGUGAACAAACGGAACGCUGAGUUCACGCCAAACAGCGACAAGGACAGAUGUGAGGGACACAAGUGGGGUCUUCAGGCCCUGUGGAGAUACCUGCAGCGGGGAGGCAUCAACACUGACCAUAUAUGGGAGCAGAUCAAGGAUCUAGUCAUCAAAACAAUCAUCUGUUGUGAAUCUGCAGUAAACAGUCUGGUGAAAGCCAACGUGCGGCGGCGCUACUGUGUGAACGAACUGUUCGGCUUCGACAUCAUGCUGGACUCAGACCUGAAGCCUUGGAUUUUAGAGGUCAACAUCUCCCCAAGUCUCCACUCCAACUCACCGCUGGAUGUGAACAUCAAAGGUCAGAUGAUCCGCGACCUGAUGAACCUGGCGGGAUUCCAGAUUCCUGACAAGACGGUCGUCAUGGCAGCAAACAACGUCAACGCUUCCCAGACCUUCAGCACGGACAAACGCCACCAGAGCACGGACCUCGCGCCAGACGAGAAGGCCAAACACGCUUUCUUUGUGCAGAAGUACAUUGAUGAGCAACUGCGGAUGACCAUCACGGACACUCUGACCCCUGAUGACGUCCGCAUGCUGAUUGAGACCGAAGACGAGUUCAACCGGCGCGGGAUGUACGAGCGCAUCUUUCCCUCCCCCACCUCCAACAAGUACCACCGCUUCUUCGAGCAGCCCAGGUACUACAACAUCCUGAUGGACGAAUGGGUGCGCAGGUACCAUCGCCAGCACUCCAGAGGAAUAGGGAUGCUAGAUGCCUUCUGUCAGCAUAGCCUGCACGUUGGCACGACAACAAACCCCGCCCACCAGUGGGCCCCGCCCAAGUUUGUACGCAUCUCUCGGGACCAGAGAUCUAUCAGUGCCCCAUUGACUCAUGGUGCAAUGGCAGGGCUACCGAGAAUCAAAAAGAAGGGUCACAAAGGGUCAAAGGGCAACAAGAAGCCCGCCCCCUCCUCCGGUACGGUGGCUUCCCUCUCCAUGACCAAGAUCUCCCUGCAGGACAAACCACUCGAUGAGGGGGACGAGCGCAGUGCCUCGGCCACAAGUUGACAAUUACCAGUCCUACCUCCCCUCCAGGAUCUGACAGGUCCGCCUGCACCAGUCUUCCAGAAGAAAGUGAAGAAGAGGCUCAUGCCUGCUCAUCAGCUGGGCAGCAUCCUUGAACCAAAGACUCUGUGCUUCCAACACAGCUGUGACUGCUGCCUGUGAAGCAAAGACCACUAGAAAACUGGUGCUAUUCACGAUAGGGAUACAACAGUGUUGUUCUAUGGAUGUAGCUAUACACUAUAGAAAUAUGCAAUGCCAUGCCAUAGAACAAGAUGUUGAGUAUCCUUUUAAUUUGUUGACGGAAACCCAAGCCCACUACUUGCUGUAAGACUGAUACUAAUUUUUUUUUUUCUUGACAACCAUUUUUAUUUCUUUAGUUUAGAACACUGUCAUAUUUAUAAUAAGACACCUAUAUCUACUGUGAUCCAGAAUUUACCAACAUUCCAUGUUAAUUUUUUUUUUAAACCAAACCUGCUUCCUACUGAUUAGCUAAUGUCAGGAAGUUAUUUUUAAAUUUACUUUAUAUGAUUUACAUAUACAAGAUAAUGUAGAUGAAACAUGUAUUCAGUUUUUCUUCAGAAUACUUUCACUUGUACUAAUGGAAGCAAGUGGUAGCAUCUUACUUAAUCAAAAUAUAUAGAGAAAUUUUCUCUCAUUAUACAUGAUGUAUAAGCAAAUAAAAUUUCUGGAUCAUGUAAUUUAAUUUUUGUUCACUUUCACCUAUGCCAUAUCAGCGUUUACAUACCAUAUGUACAGUCAUUUGGCUUGUAAAAGUCACAAUCCUUGCAGUACUUGUAGUAGGGACAAACCAUUACUGGACCCUGCAGAUUCUAGAGGAGAGGUAGGACAGAUAUCAGGAGGGGAGAUUCAGUAAUACCCUAGGAAAUAGGCAAAGGGUAGGAAGUAACUAAACGUGGCAAUCACAAAUUUUCAAGACAAAUAAUGUGAAAGAUCUCUGCCAAGAUGUGACAAACAUCAUGACACAAAAUACCAUUUUUCUUUCAAACCACUGAGUAUAUUUACAAUUAUAAAAGCAUUGAUACAGCAAUCAAAUGUAUGUGUUUUCAGGCCACACUUUUGCCAUGAAUCUUGUUUCUUGGGUAUUAAUCUAAGUGGAUAUUUGCUCAUCUUGGUAGGGAUUUUCCCAACCCAUGCUGUAAGACUUACACCUUAUCCCAACACCUCUUAGUCUUAAGAAAUGGAGUCUCAGGGAAAUCAUACUUGGGUUUGAGGCAAUAUGAGAAUGUAAAAAAAGCAGUGUUUUAAAGAUUAAUCUUUAUAUAGAUCUUAACAACAUGUUGAAAUUGUAGAUUAGAAUAUAUUGUACAUUUUAUUGAAAUAGAGCAUUCUUGAUGUUGAAUUUUUCCCAGAUAUUGUAAAAAUGAUGUAGACAGAUACCGGACCAAAAAGCACAAUGCACAUAGAGUAUUAUGUGACAACUGUUACAGUAACUGACCUGCUAUCUUUGCAUUAGUUGCCAAAAAUGAACAACAUCACUUGUGCCUUAAUGUCUAUUGGCUGUAGUUCCUGUAGAGUUCUAAAAUUACAUUAUCAUGUAUUUAGACUUUGCUGUAUGAAUGAAAUGAUAUUCAUUGUUUGCUUGUUUCCCUUUGAAUUUUUCAAUGCUGUUCAUCAGAAGAUAUUAUGGCUGAAGCAAGUUCUAGUAGUUCUAUAUUAGAGAUAGUAUAUAUCUGUGUCUUGUUUCAGAAAUAGUGUCACAUUUUUAAGAUGUUCACUUCUAACAGGUAUAGUUAAUGUCUCUAUAAUGUCUUCCAGACUCUUAUUGCCACACCAUCAAUGUCUUAAGGAAUGCCAUUUCUUCCACUGUAUCCUCUGUGGUUAAAUUCAGACAAAGAAUCUUUGGGCUACACUGAUCAUCAAUAUUCUCUUGUCAAGGUACAAUCGCUAAUUAACUUCUUUGCAUGUCAGAAAAUUGUUGGAAUGUUUGAGAUGUGGGAAAAAUUCUGUUGCAAAAAAGUUAACUUUCAUUCCCCGUGGGAAAAUGGUUCUAUCUGUCUCUGUGUUUUAUACAGAGAGCUAUGUGUGAUUUAAUAUUGUUUACUGUGGUAAACAGCUUUUAAUGUUAUUAAUAAGCAAAUAUACUUCACUGACAACAAUCUUAUUUGAAAAUCUAAUAAUGUAAAAACUUUGAAUGAAGAAUAUUUACUGUACUCAACUGAGAAAAAUAUUAUUCUGACUUGUAAUGUUUCCUUUCUGUAUUGUUUUGCACUGGUUUUCUGUUUGAAGUUGAGUGCAAUGUUGUUUGUUUUGUGAAAUGGUUAAAGUUUGAGACGAAGAUGGUGCUAUUU
Molecule: messenger RNA, 6145 nt
Organism: Branchiostoma floridae (Florida lancelet)
Lineage: Eukaryota; Metazoa; Chordata; Leptocardii; Amphioxiformes; Branchiostomatidae
Product: tubulin polyglutamylase TTLL4-like
Exons: 19
Coding region: 351-3839 (1162 amino acids)
Biological process (GO): microtubule cytoskeleton organization; protein polyglutamylation
Cellular component (GO): cilium
Molecular function (GO): tubulin binding; tubulin-glutamic acid ligase activity
Source: RefSeq, a predicted model, not a curated record